This is a messenger RNA of Purpureocillium lilacinum, 717 nucleotides long. RefSeq lists its product as uncharacterized. The record is from RefSeq and is a predicted model, not a curated record. Lineage: Eukaryota; Fungi; Ascomycota; Sordariomycetes; Hypocreales; Ophiocordycipitaceae.
AUGGUCUUCCCAAACGAGUCUUUUACGGCGCAUGGAGGAUGCCAAUGCAAGGCCGUUCGUUACCGAGUGUCCGUACCGGCUUUCCAGGAGCGUGCAUCAGCACCGGGCCUUCUGCCUGGCAUGAAGAGCGCGGAGGAUGUCCGACUUCCCAUGUCAACGGUAUGCCACUGCAACAGCUGUCGCGGGGCAACUGGGCAGCUCGCGGCAUUCGGGAUUGCCUUCGAGAAGGCCCAUGUGGAACUGUCCAUUGUUACCAGAGCAGAGGCCGAGUCUGGCCUGCCGCUAGACGGAGAUAGGCAUUGGGCUUCUGCCGUGGCGCUCCUCGACGAUCAGGAGCAACUGGAGAAGCUAUCGGUUAGCCUGUACGAUUCCUCUUCAAGGCGCCGCAAGAUUUUUUGCCCCCGGUGUGGGGUUUCUAUCGGCCACACUACCGACACGCGCUCUAUUCCCCCAGAAUGGGGGUGGCCAGAUGCCAUGGCCAUCAUGACUCCCACAAUUGAUCGCGAGUUCCUAUCAAAGGAUUGGUGGAAGCCCGAAAGGGCCACGUGGACGGCAUGUGGCAUCCCAUGGGUUAGGGACCUGGCGAGAGGCGGACUGAGUGGCCUCAUAGAACAUCCGCUGGCGUUCCGGGACAAAUUUAUUGGCGACGAUAUCGGGGCGGAGCUCGAAUUGUUCAAGACUUUGGGGGAGAGCGUCGACAUUACCAUUUCCCAGUAG